Ictalurus punctatus (channel catfish) is the source of this 4694-nucleotide messenger RNA. It is a transcript of the gene plekhh3, whose product is annotated as pleckstrin homology, MyTH4 and FERM domain containing H3. Gene Ontology annotation, cellular component: cytoskeleton. The transcript is spliced from 14 exons. The coding region runs from base 366 to 2669 and encodes 767 amino acids. NCBI's taxonomy places the organism in Eukaryota, Metazoa, Chordata, Actinopteri, Siluriformes, Ictaluridae. Gene Ontology annotation, biological process: signal transduction. The record is from RefSeq and is a predicted model, not a curated record.
AGCGAAGAGGCAGAGCUGGGUUCUGUCACCGGGGGAAAAGUGGCGUUAUUGCACUUUAUUACUUAAAACAAGCAGUUAAAAUACUUUUCUUUUGCGCUAGAAGUGGACCGUUUUGUUUGUUUUCUUUCUCAGUUGCUAACUGAGUGAAUGACGUUAUCGGGAAGUUUUCGGAGAAACAGAGAUUUUCGGAUGUCGGAAACAAAAUGCACUUUUGGAUUUUAACUUCAACAGACUCACCUUUUCAGUGCUUGGUUUCCACGGUAACGGAGCGCGCGCCGGGCGGAUGUGUGCGCGCCGCCAUUUUGCGCACAGGUGCCGCUGUUAAAACAGAACAGAAGUAAAGGGGCUCGUGCGCGGAUUUUUGAAUGCCUUUGCGGGGAGUUUGCUGGUGGCUGUGCUGCACGCGAGGCUUCCGUUUGCUGGGGCGCGAGCAUGGAGGGAGAGAAGAGGAGGAGGAGGAAGAGGAGGAGGAAGAGUCGUUCGAGUUGCGCAAUAAGGAGGAGUGCACGCGCCGCCGCGCGCCGGGCCAACUGGAAGUGACUCUUUCUCAGCCGGCUCGAUCAGCCAAUGGCACGCCCAGCCUGUCAGGUGUGUCGGAGGACAAACUGAUAAACGAGGGGAAAGUGAAGAUGGAAGACGACCCGGAGGUCCUCGUUAAGGGCUGGCUGCUGCGUGAGGUGCAGGCCGGUUGGAUCCGAUACAGGAGGUUCUGGUUCACUCUGACCGCAGACUCUCUGGAGUGUUACAACGGCCCUGAGAAAGACGCUCGUACCGUGGGCAUGCUGGUCCUCACCUCGCUCUGCUCCGUCCUCUGGCCCGACAAACACACCUACAAACAGACAGGUUACUGGAGUUUGACUGUGUUCGGGCGGAAGCACUGCUACAAGCUCUUCACGAAACACUUUAACGAGGCGGUGCACUGGGCGUGUGCAGUACAGAAGGUCAUCGACAGCAAAGCGCCAGUGGAGACGCCGACUCAGCUCCUCGUCCGCGACAUAGAGGAGAACAAGUUUAACCCCGAAGUGGUGGAGCACAUCUAUCAACACAAUCCCAUCCUGACGUACACACAGAGUCCUCUCUACGCUCCUCUGCUACCCUUCCCGUACGGCAGCCUGGACCACUUACAUCUAGGUGGUAAAGGCUACGUGUCCGUGCGAGAGGAAGCCGUCAGACUGUUUAACUGCGUGCAGCAGCUGGAGUCGGAGCGAGAGCCCGUCCCUCUGAUCCAGGGCGUCCUGCAGACCUGCCUCGACCUCCGACCCCUGAGGGACGAGCUCUACUGCCAGCUCAUCAAACAGACCAGCAUCGCGCACACGCGCACGCACACGGACACGCAGACGCAGAGCGGAGCCCGGCUGCGCUACUGGCAGCUACUGACCUGCGCCAGCUGCACCUUCCUGCCCAGCAGCCCCGUGCUCCGAUACCUGCGCUUCCACCUCAAGAGGGUGCAGAGUGUGUGUGUGGACUUGGAGGUGGAGAGCUACGCCUCGUUCAUCGCCCAGGCUCUGGAGAAAACACGCUGCCGUGAGUGUGUGCCGUCCUGGGAGGAGAUCCAGGGCCUGAUGACGCGACAGGAGAUGGUGUGUACUGUCCAGUACCCCGGGCCAGGCUGCUGCAGGAUUCCCAUCAGCUCACACACUACUGCUAACGAGGUGGUGAGGAAGGUGGCGGAGCAUCUCGGCCUGCAGCACAGCCGCAACACCUUCGCUCUCUUCGAGCAGAAGGGCUCCUGGGAAAGGGUGAUCGGGGGCGGCACCAUCAUCGCCGAUGUCAUCACCAGGUUUGAAAAUCUGUCAGCGAAGGAGUCAGACCUGGAGUGUCAGUGGAGGCUGUGCUUUAAACUCUACUGCCUUCUGGACACAGACAGCAUCAGCACAGACAGCAUCGAGUACCUGUUCCUCUACGAGCAGUGCCAUGAGAUGGUGGUGCGAGGUCAGCUACCCGUGUGUGAGGACGACCUGCUGUCUCUAGCCGCUCUCAGGCUGCAGGCUCUGCUCGGUGAUUACGGAUCGUUGGCUCCGUACCCGGCGCUCGAGCAGCUGUACCCGGCGCGCGCGCUGGAGAACCGGGCGCUGCUUCCUCCUGCCGAGGCUCCCGGGUGUCCCCCGUUCCCCGCCGGCCUCCUAGGGGCGCUGUGGGGUCAGAAGCGGCGAGACGGACAGGAGCAGCGACAGCGUGCCAGGUUGCGAGACGAGGCCACGGCUCUGUCGACCAGCAUCAUGGAGCGGUGGAAGUCCCUGUCCGGGUACAGCCGCGCAGACAGCAUGGCCGCCUACCUCGCCAUCGCACGCCAGUGGCCAGGCUUCGGGUGCACGCUCUACGAAGUGGACUUCUAUAUGAGUUCGAGCGGAAGCUUCUCUCAGCGUCUGUGGCUGGGCGUCGCCGCUUCCUGCGUGUCUCUGUAUCGCCCGGGCGAGGCCGAGGCGCUCGAGUCGCUCCCCAUCACGCAGAUCUGCUCGUACGGCGUCUCCGACAGCAACACCUUCACCAUCACCGCCACCGACCGCCACCUCCUGUUUCACACCUCAGAGCUGACUGAGAUCAUGCAGCUGAUGAAUGCCUACUUCAGUGCCACCCGACGCCAGCUGGCCAAGGACGACUGCAUCACCAUGGAAACCGGCUCAAAGCUCCGCCCCUCCCUGCUGGAACUGCCCUCUCACCCGGUUUGAAGAGACACGCAGCCGAUUCUAAAGCGGCCCCCGUCCAAUCGCUCCGCCCACUCUGUCCAAGACGUAGAGACUCGAUCCGUCCCGAGACAAACGGAGGACAGACAGAGAGAGAGAGCGAGAGAGCACAGGACGGGAUGGACGACGGCCAAAGAUCCCAGAAUCCCGAGCACACGCCUGGCCCGGCUGAUUAAAAAGCCCGAGAGAAACUCCGCUGAAUACGGAAGGACAACGAGAAAACACACACAAACACGCACACACACACACACGCCGUGAGACAUACAUUCGAGACAUUUUAUGGACGAUUUCGUCUCACAGAGAACUUCAUCCACCCUGCUUCAUACUCCCUACGAACUGCAUUAUGGGAUUUACGGACACUUGACACGGUGCACUUCACACUCGAUGCCAUGCGCUCUACAUAGAGAACAGGGUGCGAUUUAACUCCCGCAGCUCGUGCAUGCGUGUGCGCGCGCACCUUCCAACCAAAGCAUCCGUAGCGCCUCUUUAGCGCCUUAUUUCCUGUUUCCUUCAAACAAACCCUCUCUAUAUCAAUCUCGAGAGGCGGCCAUUUUGGAUCCGGAAGACGUGAUUUUUUCCGGAGGUCCGCUUCACAGCCGACGCGACCAGGAAUCCAGGUUCUCUUAACGAAGCGUAACCUUCCCCCACACGACGCCGUCGUCUCUCCGGACCUCGCUCCCGGUUCAAAAUAAACCAGAUGAAAUAAUCCAGGCCUCGUUACUCGACCCGUAUGAAGGCUUACGUCACGCGUAUGUAGGAUUUCUGUAGGAUUAACAGCUCACACGCAGUGCAGCACAUAACCGUACCCGAAUAAUCUCAGCACCUGCUGACUCCCUCAUCGUCAUUUUGCUUUUGAUAAUAUGUAUAAAGUCACUUCGUUGUUUUAUUAUUAUUUUUUUUAAUUUAUGGACAUCUAUCUGUACGUGUUUUUUUUGUUUUUUAUUAUUAUUAUUAUUAUUACCUGUUUUUAUAUCUCCUUACGAAGAAGAAGAAAAAACCUAUGUGUAUUAUAUUCCUUUAUUAAUCACACACGAGAAUAAUUAAUCACCGAGUCCCGAUGUAUAUAGUUCGUCUAUUUCUUUUGACCCCGUAUCGAGAGGGCCGUCCCAAACGACGCAUCCGUCGGUCGCGAGAGACGCCGCGACCGCCGUUUAUUUCCACGCGGACCAAACGUACGAGGGUGAUCAGAACAGAUCUGAUACGUUUAUUUAUUUACGUUUUCUUUGUCCUAACCACCGAACUCGCACGUGAAGCUCGAGCCCAGUUCGUUCGUUCAGCCGUGCCUCAAGAAAGACUUGCCACCUGUGCCUGGAACGAAUAAUAAUAAUAAUAAUACAAAUAAUGAACAUACGGUCAGUCAACGUCAAGUCUGAUGGAAUAAAUCUUAAGACAUCAAAAGAUCAGCUUAUGGAUGAUACGGUACACGAGACAGAGUCGUGUCGUCUUACCCGGAGAGCAUCAGACUUCACACCUGCCCGUGAAAACAAACCAAAGUGCCAACGAAAUCACCUAGCGACGUAUUACAGAGAGAAACAAAACAUUUAAUAUACGUUUUAAAAAGCGUUAAAAAAUUAAAGAAUGAUAUCAAAGUGUUAAAAAAAAAUACAGUUCUUGCUGUGAAUUUUUUUUUUUUUUUAAAUAAUAAUAAUAAUACUUUUUUGUUGUUUUUUCGGACUCCUCUGAGUGUGUGCGCGAGUCGCGGUUUCGUUUCUAUUACGUGUAGAAACGUCGUUCCCUUUCCGCACGCCGUCCCCCGUCCAACAGCAUCACUUAAGCAGCUGCAGGCAGCUCCGCCCACCAUCUUAAAGCUUCACGCCGCAUACGCUAAGACGAAGCGUGUCGAGUCGGGACGCCGCACGGUAACGCGUCGUGUCGCGCGUCGUGUCGCGCGUCAUGUCGCGCGUCUGUAGAGAGUUGCACUAUUGUCUGUACCGCUAACGUGAAUGUGCAAUAAUAAACAAUAAUGGUAGAUACUGUAUGUGAUUACAUAAUAAAGGCAGCACCAUUGGA